Daucus carota subsp. sativus is the source of this 3101-nucleotide messenger RNA. RefSeq names its product auxin response factor 1. The record is from RefSeq and is a predicted model, not a curated record. Gene Ontology annotation, molecular function: DNA binding; protein binding. The transcript is spliced from 16 exons. Gene Ontology annotation, biological process: regulation of DNA-templated transcription; response to hormone. Lineage: Eukaryota; Viridiplantae; Streptophyta; Magnoliopsida; Apiales; Apiaceae. The coding region runs from base 556 to 2580 and encodes 674 amino acids. Gene Ontology annotation, cellular component: nucleus.
UCACCAAAUUUAUUAUUUAAUUUUUCAACAUAUAAUGUACUCAAUAUUAAUUGCAGGGGGUCGUGUCGGCUUCCACCAGGCAAAGACCAUCACCGAUCUGUAUCUAUAUAUCCCACACAUCUGGUUUUGGAGCUCAGAUUGAUCCCCAAUUGUAGUUGGUAAUAUCAUUCCGAAUUUUGAGGUUAAAGAUAAGGAGGGUUAGGAGGAUAUUGUGUAUUGCGUGAAGUUGUUCAUGCUUUUUGGGUGAUCUUGCGUAUUAAGACUACAAAGACGUUAAAGUCCUCGAGAAGAGCCAAAACUUUUUUGCUGCAUUUAAGGGAGAAAGGAGUGAACAACGUCAUACUUGUUUUCAAGGGUUUUUGACUAGGGGCAUAAAAUUCCUCUGUUUAGCCUCCUAGUUAUAUUUGCAAAGCCUUGAUCUGAUUUCGUACAUAGUUGUCUGUUGGUUCAUCAACAAAGAUUGGCAAUCUCCUUGCGGAGAAGUUUUUGACAUACUGAGUGUCAGAUCUGAAGAUUGAAAGUUUAAAUUGUGAACUCAGACCGACUGUUAUAGUAAUGGCCAAUACUGCCAAUAAUUUCUCUGGACAGGGUCGCUCAGGGGCCCCAAAUGAUGCUUUGUUUAAGGAACUGUGGCAUGCCUGUGCUGGACCACUUGUCACUGUUCCUCGUGAAGGAGAACGGGUUUAUUAUUUCCUGCAAGGUCAUAUGGAACAGCUUGAAGCAUCCACACAUCAGGUCUCAGAUCAAAAACUCCCGUUGUUCGACUUACCAGCUAAAAUACUCUGUAAAGUCGUGAAUGUUCAGCUACGAGCUGAACCAGAAUCAGAUGAGGUUUAUGCACAAAUAACAUUGCUACCUGAAAAAGACCAAGGUGAGGUUGAUAGCCCAGAUCCUCCACUGCCAGAACCUACGAAAUGCACUGUUCAUUCAUUUUGCAAGACACUCACAGCCUCGGACACAAGCACCCACGGUGGAUUUUCUGUUCUUCGCAGGCAUGCGGAUGACUGUUUACCCCCAUUGGAUAUGUCCCAGCAACCACCCUGGCAAGAACUGGUUGCUACUGAUCUUCAUGGCAGUGAGUGGCAUUUUCGGCACAUAUUUCGAGGGCAACCCCGGCGCCAUUUACUUACCACAGGGUGGAGUGUCUUUGUUAGUGCAAAGAAGUUGGUCGCUGGUGAUGCUUUCAUCUUUUUAAGGGGUGAAAGUGGGGAGCUGCGUGUUGGUGUGAGGCGACAUAUGAGACAGCUAAACAAUAUGCCAUCUUCUGUCAUAUCUAGCCACAGCAUGCAUCUGGGUGUUCUUGCUACUGCAUCUCAUGCAAUUGCAACAGGAACCUUCUUUUCCGUUUUCUAUAAACCAAGAACAAGCCGAUCUGAGUUUAUUGUAACUUUGAACAAAUACCUUGAAGCUCGAAGUCAGAAGCUCUCUGUCGGUAUGAGGUUUAAGAUGAGAUUUGAGGGUGAGGAAGUUCCUGAAAGGAGGUUCAGUGGAACAAUAGUUGGUGUUGGUGACAAUACAACAUCAAGAUGGAAUGAUUCCGAAUGGAGAUCCCUAAAGGUUCAAUGGGAUGAACCUUCAUCAAUUUUGCGACCAGAUAGAGUUUCACCAUGGGAACUAGAGCCACUUGUUGCAACUACUCCAUCAAAUUCACAACCUGUUGCUAGAAAUAAGCGGCCUCGGCCACCGACUUUACCUGCUCAAAUGCCAGAUCUCUCUGCUCUUGGAAUGUGGAAACCACCUGCAGAACAGCCUCCAACUUUUGGUGGAUAUAGUGAUUCGCCUCGAGGGCCAGACCUCUUUUUAUCUCCCAAAUUCUCAUCUAACACCAAGGAUAGCUCUAUCAGCUACACUGAUAAUGGUCCCAUGUCUCUGGCUUCUAGCAAGUCCAUGCAUUGGUCCAAACAAGCUGAAGCUGGCAAAGGCUCUUUUGCUUCUCUUCUUAGCAAGGAUACCGGUGAAACUAGACAGGGGAAUGGUUACAGGCUAUUUGGAAUCGAGUUACUUGACCACAACACAGAAAAAUCGUCGCCAAUGGUUGUGUCUGGAGCUGCAGUUGAAGAUCAGUCCAUUCCGUCUUUGGAUGCUGAAUCUGACCAGCAAUCAGUACCGUCCGAUGUUGAUCUGUUGGAUCAUCCCACAAUUUGCUGUGAUCCUGAAAAGUCAUGUUUAAGAACCCCACAGGAGUCACAUAUUAAGCAAACACGGAGUUGCACAAAGGUUCACAUGCAAGGAAUUGCUGUUGGGAGGGCAGUAGAUUUGACACGGUUUAAUGGGUACGCUGAUCUUCGGAGGAAACUGGAAGAGAUGUUUGAGAUAGAAGGUGAACUAUGUGGACCGGCAAAGAGAUGGAAGGUUGUUUACACUGAUGACGAGAAUGACAUGAUGAUGGUUGGUGAUGAUCCUUGGCAUGAAUUCUGUAGCAUGGCGAGGAAGAUCUGUAUAUACACAACUGAGGAAGUAAAGUGUCUAUCACCGAAGAUAAAACAUAUGGUCAGUGAAGAAGCUAGACCUGAUAAAACAGUUCCAGAUCCUGACAUUGGAACCGAGGAGCAGUCAUCAAAUGCUGGACCCAGUUGCUGAGGUGCCUAUGCUUGUGAGAAAUCAGGAAACAGUUUUGGUUCAGGACUUUUCAUAAAUAGAUAACCAUCUGUGAUUUUGUUUCAAGCAGUUGGUGAUGCUAGUCAUGAGAAUCUGCUGGCACAGUUGGUUCAGUGGCAACACACGAGAUAUGUAGUGUUUCAAGAUACAAGGACCGGGUAGUCUUGGUAUCUAGUGGACAGGUGCUCUAAGGACAACUCUUGCAGUAAUAUUAUCCUUAUGUUUUCAUCAAGAAAAUCAUAUUCCAGAUUGCGUUUAUGGUCCCUCGGCUCCCUCGGCUGAAGAAGUUUCCAUGUUCUAUAUAUUGUCUAUGCGGAGCUAAGAAGCAUUUUACCCUAAUGGUACUGUUUGUAUUUUGUGGGUGCAAUGUUUUUAUUGUAAGCAAAUGACAAGAUCAGUGCAGCUUUUGUAUAUAAAGUAUGUGUAUUGUAAUGUCUUGAUUGGUACCUUCAAAAGACAGUGUUUUGGUUUUGUCAAUGUGGACUAUCAAAGUUUCCUGUCGA